CACAGAGAGCGAGAGGGGUGGAGAGGCAGUGAAAGGUGUCACCAACGUAGCAAACUUCACAGGAUUUAAAGGAAGAAAGAAAACAAAUCAAAGAAAGAAAGAAUGCGAUGGCUUGAAAGAGAGGAGGAACCGGAUAUAUUUCUUUCCUCGUAGGAGUCGAGGAGUUUCAAGGGCCUCUACCCUUCCUUUCAUCAUGGUGGACCUGUUCCUAAACCGAGUUCUGGUGGAGAACAACUGGGACCAGGACGAGCUCAACACUGAGCGAGAGAUCGCCGGGAUCCUCGAAAACCGCAUCCUGAUGUUGUUCUUUGCAUCUGCGGAGUGUGACAAGUGCCAGGACUUCCUGCCUGUUCUCAAUGACUUCUUCAAGAGACUCAAAGAUCCAGCGUACAUCGAAUACCCCAAACUGCUCACACUCGUCUACGUCAGCUUGGACAAAUCGGAAGCGCAGCAGGAGAGAGUCCUCAAAGAGCUGCACAAAAAGGUCCUGUUUUUGGCCUUUGAGGAUCCUUACAGGAAAGAACUGCAGGCCAUGUUUAAGGUGAAGGACGUACCAACGGUUGUGGUCCUUCGUCCUGACGGCUCCGUCCUCUCUCCGAACGCUGUGAUGGACAUCUGUCACCUCGGUUGCGACUGUUUCCGAGACUGGCAGGAAUCAGCAGAGCUCGUCGAGAGGAGCUUCAUGCUCAACGAGGAGUUCGACAACCUGAACAUGCGAAGUGCCACUGACCCCGUGAGGAGACUCAAGUACAAGACAGAGGACGACAAGAGGAAAAAGAGAUGGUGGAACUUAUGGGGGAAGGACAAAGAUAGAACUGAGGAGGAGGAGGAGGAGAAAGAUGGAACGUGGGAUAUGAAGAGAAAGGAGGGAGAUAAAGGAACAUGGUGGAGAAGAUGAAGAGAGAGGUUUAAAAAAACACACAUAUAAAUACAUAUUAAAGGCAGAGUCUUUUGUGUUGGUUGUCUUCAAGUCCAGCCUCCUAAAUACUUAAUCCUUUGUUACUGAUACUGCAGCCUCUUUAAGAGACACUCUGCCUGCAAUGACAUGUGCAGUUGAAUUUAAAAGAAGAGCUCCUCUGUUGUGUUGCCGGAGGUGUUGGUAUGUAGAGGCAUAACAUAACUCACUGCACAGAUCACACACAACUUUGAAAGGAAUGAAAUAAGAUGGAGUUGCUCUAUCUUAAAGGGAACAUAUCAUGAAAAACGUGUGAUUCAACAAGCCAUUCAGAUUUGGCUCCCCUUCUUAUGUCACAUGCAGGAUCAUUAGAAUAUAUCCCCCCACAACUUGAGAACUACCUUUGUAAAGGUGCACCAUAUUUUUCUCGCUAGCCAAUCAGAGCAGACUGGGCUUUUUCAGGAGGGGGGGUCUUAAAGUGACAGGCGCUAAA
Messenger RNA from Sebastes umbrosus (honeycomb rockfish), 1388 nucleotides. RefSeq names its product nucleoredoxin-like protein 1. Lineage: Eukaryota; Metazoa; Chordata; Actinopteri; Perciformes; Sebastidae. Gene Ontology annotation, cellular component: mitochondrion. The record is from RefSeq and is a predicted model, not a curated record. The transcript is spliced from 4 exons. The coding region runs from base 194 to 898 and encodes 234 amino acids. Gene Ontology annotation, biological process: photoreceptor cell maintenance.